Orbilia oligospora ATCC 24927 is the source of this 1449-nucleotide messenger RNA. RefSeq lists its product as uncharacterized. The coding region runs from base 1 to 1449 and encodes 482 amino acids. Lineage: Eukaryota; Fungi; Ascomycota; Orbiliomycetes; Orbiliales; Orbiliaceae. The record is from RefSeq and is a predicted model, not a curated record. The transcript has 3 exons.
AUGCCACCAAAAGUAGACGAUUACCCAACCGACCCAGGCGAUCAUGGAAUCAUGGCACGCUACCAAUCCUUCAAUCUCUCCGCCGGAGCAGACGCAGCCCUCGAAUUCCUAGAAGCGCUUUAUGUGCUUCACGAUUCCUUCGAAAAAGCCUAUAAGGGGUACAUAACACUUAUGAAACUUUUGGGAUGUAUGUUUGAAGAGAAUGGGGUGGUGUUUAGAGAUGAAGAUGAUUUGACGGAUAAGGAGGGUGAUUAUAUCAGCCACAUUGUGAAGAAUAUCGACUGGGUGUUACCGCAAAUCUACGAUGCGAUGGAAUGUCAAUAUGUCAUCGUCCAGCCGGUGACGGAUAAUCCGUUCAAGACGUAUCGAAAACCUACUGUGCCGAUGUUAACCAGGAACGGGUUUAUUAAAUUCGUUCUUGUCAAUUACUUGGAGAGGGCCGCGAGGGGGGACUAUAGGCCGCAUAACAUCCUCUUCGCAAUCACAGAAAAAUACCGCCUCCUAGUCCCCGGCACCUCUCGUCCCGUAAUGCCAAUCGACGACCGUAAACAAGUAGAAAGGAACUUUCGAGAUCUAGCAUCAGAGCUCCAAAUCCCACUUGACCGUCUCGCCCGUCAAAUCCGUUCAUUCAAAGAAAUACCCCCAACAUCAUCUGCAUCCGCAUCCGCAUCCGCAGCAGUACCCUCCGGCGCAGCGCAAAAGCCUCAACAACCAAUACCACCACAACCCGAAACAAAGAGAAAACCUAGCCAUGGAGCCGGUUCAGCCGGCGGACUCGGUAGUUCUUCAAAGAUAUAUGCUCCUUCGAUGGGUUCUGAGAAUAUUUCUAGAGGUGGUGUGGGUAUGCCGGCUUAUGAACAGCCGCCGGUUUCGGAGUAUUCGAGGUAUAGGAGUGAUUAUAGUAGUAAGAGUUAUAGACGGUCGCCAUCGCCUGAGAGUCCUAGAAGGGAAAGGGGAGGGUAUAUGAAGCCGCCGGCUAGUAGCCCUCCGCGAAGGGAGAGGGAUAGAGAAAGAGAGAGGGAAAGCAUAAGAGAGAGGGAAAAAAUCGAAAGAGAAAGAGAAAGGCUUAGAGAGCGAGAACGGGAGCGAGAACGGGAUAGAGAUAGGGAUAGGGAUAUCUACAAUCUGAAACCCUCGCCAACAUACUUCUCCCCACCACCACAACAACAACAUUCAUCAUCAAGAAAAUCAGCAAUGGAUCUCCAACGUGAAAAGGAGAGGAUUCGAGAAGAGAGGGAAAGAAUGGAAUUGUUGGUUGCGGAACAGGAGUUGAAGGAUAUGGAGGCACAUUAUGAACGGGCGGCUAAGGAAAGGGAGUUUAAGAGUGAGAUGGAGUAUAUUCAGGCUCACAAGAGGGGGUUGGAAGCUGCAAUUAGUAUUGAGGAGAGUACGGAUAGGAUGAGACAUGUUGGUUUGGACGAUUAUUAUGAGUGGAAAUAUAGGUAUUAA